Cajanus cajan (pigeon pea) is the source of this 1890-nucleotide messenger RNA. The record is from RefSeq and is a predicted model, not a curated record. NCBI's taxonomy places the organism in Eukaryota, Viridiplantae, Streptophyta, Magnoliopsida, Fabales, Fabaceae.
ACAAUUCAGAAGAAGACAAAGGAGAAGGUGGAAAGAAAUUGACUUGGGACUCUCUGCAAAGCACAUAUAUGGUUCUAUGAAACUUCCUCAUUCAUCAGCUUCCUCUGUUUUCUUUGUCUUCACCAUGCAAGGGAUAGAAAUGGAAGCAUCAAAGUUCAUAAGUGCUUGCAUAGUUCUCACAGUCAUAAUUGGUCUAACAUGGGCAUGGAGGAUGCUGAACCGGUUUUGGCUAAUGCCAAAGGGGCUUGAGAGGGUCCUAAGAGACCAAGGCCUUCAAGGAAACCCCUACAAGCUUUUGGUUGGGGAUUUAAAGGACAUUCUGAAGAUGCAAAAUGAGGCCAAAUCCAAACCCAUGAGUCUCUCACAUGAUAUAGUGCCACGUGUGCUUUCCCAUGUCCAUCAGAGUGUCAAAAAACAUGGCAAGAAUACUUUUAUUUGGUUUGGACCAAAACCAAGGGUGACCCUCACAGAUCCUGAGCUAAUCAAAGAAGUACUUAACAAGAUGUAUGAUUUCCAAAAGCCUAAAACGACUCCGCUUGCCAAGUUACUUGCUACUGGUCUUGUAAACUAUGAAGGAGAAAAGUGGAACAAGCACAGAAGAAUAAUUAACCCUGCAUUCAAUUUGGAAAAAUUGAAGAAUAUGUUACCAAUAUUCUUCAAAAGUUGCAAUGAUCUAAUUAUCAAGUGGGAGGAAAUGUUGUCUUCUGAGGGAUCAUGUGAAAUGGAUGUUUGGCCUUUCCUUCAAAAUUUGGCUAGUGAUGUUAUUGCUCGAGCAGCAUUUGGAAGUAGUUAUGAAGAAGGGAGAAGAAUAUUUCAACUUCAGAAAGAGCUAGCAGAACUUACAGUUAAAGUUAUAAUGAAUGUUUACAUCCCUGGAUGGAGAUUUCUACCUACUCCUACCAAUAGAAGAAUGAAGGAAAUUAAUAGAGAAAUAAAAGCUUCUCUUACAGAUAUGAUUAAGAAGAGAGAGAAAGCUCUAAAGAUAGGUGCAGCUACUAAGGAUGAUUUGUUAGGUAUACUCUUGGAGUCAAAUCACAAGGAAAUCCAAGAAAAAGGAAACAACAAGAAUGUUGGAAUGAAUCUUGAUGAUGUAAUCGAGGAAUGCAAGUUAUUCUACUUUGCAGGGCAGGAGACCACUUCAACUUUACUUGUUUGGACAAUGGUGUUGUUAAGUAAGUACCCUGAUUGGCAAGCCCGUGCAAGGGAGGAAGUUUUACAAGUCUUUGGCAAAGAAUCACCAAAUUUUGAUGGGCUAAGUCACCUCAAGAUUGUCACCAUGAUUUUGUAUGAGGUUCUUAGAUUAUACCCGCCAGCAGUUAGCCUUACUAGAAGUGUUAACAAAGAUUUGAAACUUGGAAUUCUAUCAUUACCAGCUGGAGUGCAAGUUUCGUUGCCAACACUUAUGAUUCAUCAUGACAAUGAACUUUGGGGUGAUGAUGCCAAAGAGUUCAAACCUGAGAGAUUUUCUGAAGGAGUUUCAAAAGCAACAAAUGGCAGAGUUUCAUUUUUUCCAUUUGGAUGGGGUCCUAGAAUAUGCAUUGGACAAAACUUCUCUUUGUUGGAGGCAAAGAUGGCUAUGUCAAUGAUUUUACAACAUUUCUCAUUUGAACUUUCUCCAGCUUAUGCUCAUGCUCCGGUUACAAUAUUUACUCUUCAGCCCCAAUAUGGUGCUCACAUCAUUUUACAUAAAGUUCAAAUCUAAAAAAUAAUAAUUAGUCUUAGUGGUUGAUCUGUAUUUUGCAUUGCAAAGUAUAUAAUGCAAUAAUAGUAGAAGAUUAUUAUUCCUUGUGCUGUAACAUGCUCUUACUGCAACAUUGUGAGACAUAUGCAAUCUUGAUUCUCAUUUUGUUUGAUGAAUGACACAUCAAACCCUGUGGGUUGCUUUGUAUC